This is a messenger RNA of Thermochaetoides thermophila DSM 1495, 1962 nucleotides long. RefSeq lists its product as uncharacterized. The record is from RefSeq and is a predicted model, not a curated record. The transcript has 3 exons. NCBI's taxonomy places the organism in Eukaryota, Fungi, Ascomycota, Sordariomycetes, Sordariales, Chaetomiaceae. The coding region runs from base 1 to 1962 and encodes 653 amino acids. Gene Ontology annotation, molecular function: actin filament binding. Gene Ontology annotation, biological process: actin filament organization.
AUGUCCGGCCGCUUUGUGCGCGCGUCGAAAUAUCGACACGUCUUUGGCAAGCCCACCAAGAAGGAGUUUUGCUAUGACAACCUCCACAUCAGCCGCAAUGCCUGGGACACGAACCUGGUGAAGGUCAACCCCGAGUACCUCUCGGUCAACUGGGAGUCGGCAGGUGGCGGCGCCUUCGCCGUCAUCCCCCUCAACGAGCGCGGCAAGCUGCCCGACCAAAUACCCCUCUUCCGCGGCCACACUGCCCCCGUGCUGGACACGGACUGGAACCCCUUCAACGACCACAUCAUCGCCUCAGCAUCUGAGGACACUAAGGUCUUCAUUUGGGAAGUGCCAAAGGGUUUUACUCUCUACACCGAUGCCGAGGAGAUCCCCGAUGUCGCUCCCGUCGCCAAACUUUCGGGCCAUUCCCGCAAGGUCGGCCAUGUCCUGUUCAACCCCGCCGCUGAGAACAUCCUGGCCUCGUCGUCGGGCGAUUUCACCCUCAAGAUCUGGGACAUCAGCACCGGCCAGGCCCCGUUGACCCUGCGCCAUCCGGACAUCGUGCAGUCGCUGUCAUGGAGCGCCAACGGCGCCAUGCUGGUGACUACCUGCCGCGACAAGAAGCUGCGCGUGUGGGAUGUGCGAACCGAGAAGCCCGUUCAUGAAGCCCCUGGCCACGAGGGUGCCAAGAACAGUCGUGCUGUAUGGAUGGGCGAGCACAACCGUAUUGCGACUACUGGUUUCUCGCGCAUGAGCGAGCGCCAGAUCGGCUUGUGGGAGCCCGGUCGCAAGGACCCCAUUGGCGGGUUUGUGUCGCUCGACUCUAUCUCUGGUGUCUGUAUGCCCUUCUGGGAUGACGGCUCCAACUGCCUGUACUUGGCCGGCAAGGGCGACGGCAACAUUCGCUACUUCGAGUACGAGAAUGACAAGUUCGAGUUCUUGUCCGAGUAUAAGUCAGCCGAUCCCCAGCGUGGUAUCGGCUUCCUACCCCGCCGUGGCGUCAACGUCCACGAGAACGAAGUCAUGCGCGCUUACAAGACCGUCAACGAUACCUACAUCGAGCCCAUUUCGUUUACUGUGCCCCGUCGCGCCGAGACCUUCCAGGCUGAUAUCUACCCUCCUGCUGUUGGUCUUCGCCCGGCUGUGUCGGCCAAGGAGUGGUUCGAUGGCAAGACCGCCAUCCCGCCAAAGAUCGAUUUCGAGGCCAUCUAUGAGGGCCGUGGUGUGGUCGAGGUAUCCGGCGCGACUCCCUCGUCCGUGCCGGUGCCAGCUCCUAAAGAGCCCGAGCCUGCCCCGAAGACGGAGCCCGAGCCGGCCCCGGCCCCGGCCCCAGCCCCAGCCAAGGAGGAACCCAAGAAGGAGGAGCCUGCCCCUCGAUCUCGCCCAGUCAGCCUGGCUGACCAGAAAUCCGCCCUCGCCUCAAUGGCCGCCAAGUACAAGGACGCUGAGUCCGACAACAGCGAUGCCGAGACUUCCAGCUUCGAAGAGAUCCCCAAGCCCCCUCCCCAGCGCUCCAGCAUGAUCGCUUCCUCUGCCCGCUCCAGCAUCAUCUCCCCGACCCCGACCGCCACCCGUUCCAGACCCGAGUCCCUCGCCACAGGCGUUCCUCCUUCCGUCCGCAACUCCCGCUCUUCCGCUCCCACCGCAGCCUCCUCGCCGACUCGUUCCCCGCAAUCUAUUACUCCUCCGCUGUCUGCUCGCCCAGGCAACGGCAGGACUUCUGGCCGGGCGUCCCCCACGUCCUUUAGCAGCGCCGUCGAGGCCGCCCUGCAGCAGAUCAAGCAGGUGUUGGAGCAGCAGGCCAAGGUGAUUAGCGACCAAAGCGAGCGGAUUACGGUGCAGACGCAGAUCAUUACACGGUUGGCAAGCGAAGUGGAGACGUUGAAGAAGAAGGUUGCGGGGGCAGAGGGGUUGGCGGAGCAAAGCGCAAGUGAGAGGAUUCGGCAGUUGGAGUUGGAGUUGGAGGAAGCUAGGUCUUGA